Molecule: messenger RNA, 3951 nt
Organism: Synchiropus splendidus (mandarinfish)
Lineage: Eukaryota; Metazoa; Chordata; Actinopteri; Syngnathiformes; Callionymidae
Gene: acbd6
Product: acyl-CoA binding domain containing 6
Exons: 7
Coding region: 197-985 (262 amino acids)
Molecular function (GO): protein binding; fatty-acyl-CoA binding
Source: RefSeq, a predicted model, not a curated record
ACGGACCACUGACGGACAGCCAGGCUAAACAAAUUCGAAUCAGGAAUUUGUGAACGACAGCGGAAUUACAUACAAAUCUGGUGGCAGAGUGAACCCGUCGCUCACAGGAUUUAUACUCCUAUUUUCAAGGUCCAAUUUAUAUCAGCAUUACGUGCGUAUCGUCACUGACGCAACUACAUAAACAACAACAAUUAGAAUGGCUUCGAGGUCGCCGUCGUCCUCCCCGGACACUGCGACAGGCUCAGGUACCGACCCAGCUCGCCCAGACACAGGUGAGCCGCUGGGCGGUGCGGGGUCGGACUCCGACUCGGAUAUAGGCUUGGGUAAAUUUGACUGUCGGGAGAUGGAAGCGGGCGAACGUCUGGAAGGCGAGGAUUUGGAGCGGGAGUUCGAGUCUGCUGCUGAGCGAGUCGGUGGUCUGGUGCAAACUGCAAGCAGAGACCAGUUGCUCUACCUGUAUGCUCGAUAUAAGCAGGUCAGAGUUGGAAAGUGCAAUACAACAAAGCCUGGGUUCUUUGACUUUGAAGGACAGAGGAAAUGGCAGGCGUGGAAGCAGCUCGGCGAUAUGGAGGCUGAAAAGGCCAUGAGGGAGUAUAUUUCCUGUGUGAAUGUUUUAGACCCCGACGGCUGCCAGAGGGAAAGACGAGGAGCUGAAAGGAGGACAGGCUUUGGAGGAGCGGCGGUCAGCUCACUAUACCAGGAGGAGACGAUCAGGGAAGAAGAUAAGAACAUUUUUGAUUACUGCAGAGAAAAUAACAUUGAACAUGUCACCAAGGCCAUCAACACUGAGAAAGUGGAUGUCAAUUCUAAGGAUGAAGAGGGUCGAGCUCUGCUUCACUGGGCCUGUGACCGGGGACACAAGGAGCUGGUGUCAGUAUUGUUGCAGCACAAAGCAGACAUCAACAGUCAAAACCUUCCUUGUGUGGUUCCGGUCUCUGUAGUGGUCCGCAUCAGGCAAAUAUGGACCCAGAAAGAAACAUUGUAAACAGACUCAGCUCUCAUCUGAUCCAAGGGAUUAUUCAGGUUGCUAAAAUUUUAAUAGCUUUAGUUGUGUUUAUUAAUGUGCCAAUAUGCUAUAUGUGAUUAAGAUUUAGUUACAGACCUUCUCACUCUGUCUCUUGAUCUAUGUCUGGGGCUCUCACCUCCUAAUGGUUCAGAACUCAGCAGUGAGUCUUCAAACUGGUGACGGCGCUUCUCUCCAGUGUACUGCACUGGCUCCUUCUAAACCUUUGAAUAGAGUUUAAGAUACUGUUGAUCACUUUUAAAGCUAGUUUUGUGCUGGCUCCUGAGUUCAUAGUAGAAAUGCUGACCCCAUACAAGGCAAUCAGGUUUGUCAUUGCUUGACAUCAAUCUUGGGGCUACAGCCUCUCUGUCAGGGAUCCUCGACUCUGUAUCUCCCCGCCAGAGGUGAUCCAUAGCACAUAACUGUAAAACAACUUCAUUUUCCUAUGUACAUGAUAUCAUCUGUUUUCCUACUAAUAGCGUUCUUGACAGUUCCAUAUGAAUAUUAUUAGUCAAACUAUAAAAAUGCUGGUGAUGCUAAGCCAGCUUUUACAUGGAGAUCCAGUUAAAGAUACCUGCGACUUUCAACAAUUAACUGUGUGAGAAUGAGCGGUGCCCCAGCUGUGAUGAGUUUAAAAUUGGUUCUGGCUUCAAGAUUGACCCAACAUUUAUUUCACGUAAACAAUACGUGAGAUACCUUGUCUUUGGGAGAUAGUGCUGUGGUGGUUUGCACCGUUGAAUCCAGACAGAACAAUGGCCAGAAUAUAUGAUAUAAAGGCACUUUGUAAGAGGUUUUUUCCCCAAAAAAUAUAUUAGUUUUAUUUAGCUUUUGGCACACUAUUUACAGAUAAAAUGGCCAUGACUCAUUCAAGGAGAGAAAAUGUGUAUAAGGGGCGUUUAAUAAAGAUCUCCAACGCAAAACCUCACUUUGCCUGCCUUUGCUUUAGAACAUUAAGACACAGUUGUUGAUAUGACUGAAGGAUUCCCUUCAUUUUUUGUGGAAUGGGCUUCCAGUCAAAGCUCCUGUCAGCAUCCUUGUGCAUGUUUGAAUCCCGUAUGCAGGAGAGGAACGCAGAACACAAAUAAGAAAAGUUUAGUUUUACGCUGAGGGAAAAAAAAAAGACAGAUUUGCCGGACACUUUAAUAGAUCUGUCCUCUAUGCUCCGACAGCGGCGAACCGUAUUCAAUGCUGAGUGUUUAUUGGACAAACAGAGGAAGGUUAGGGUUGUUCAGAGCCACCCAUAAUCUCCCCUGACCUCCAGCCACUGCUGAGCUACCAGUAAAUAAAGAUCAAACAUGAUUUAUGCUUAAUUUGUUGAUUAAAAAAAAGGGGCGGGGGGACUUCAGAGUUACUACAAAAAGUAUUAUUUGCCUUGCGAAGGACAGAAAUGGUUUGAAAUUAAUCAACUGAUUGUUUUAGCAAAUUGUUCGCAAACCCUGCUAACCUGCAUUAAGAGCUGGUUUGAUAGUUAAUCCUGGAUCAAGACGGAGGGGAGUACAAUAGACGUGUGUUUGUGUGGCCGCACAGAUCCCAGCGCUGCCACCUGCCCCCUGCGCACCCCGGUGUCGGUGCCGUACGUUAAGCUCCGUCCUCUCUGUUUCGCUGCCCGGCCGCUCUCGCAGGAGGGAAAGUGGGACAGCUCAUUUAAUAAUGGAAAUUAAGGCUUAGCUUUGCCUGCUGUGUGCUAAUAUGUUUUGAAGAGACUUAAUGAGGCGGAAGUUUGGGGCAUUCCAUCAUGUCGCACUACAGACCGUCAGACUCCUUUGUUAUGAAGCGGUUAUUGCCAGCAAUACUUUUGAAUACACGAGCAGCCAUUUUUGGAUUGUGUGUCCUACUGUUUGGGAGAAGUUGCCCAAGAUUCCCUGUCAUUUCCCUAGUCGUUUUUUGUUUGCAAAGUUUUGACUGGAAUAGUUUUCCACUGCCAACUGAAACUUAACUUACCGACCGCAUAACAUUAAAAAAAGUUUUAAACUUUGGGCUUAAACUGUGUAUGACUUUUAAACGAUGAGUACGUGACUACGCCAAGAUAUUUGUUGUUUAGUGUCGUCUGGUGAAAGAGUGGCCAAGCAUUUUGUGUGAUGAGGUCGGUAUAUGAUCCCUCUGUUGAGAUGAAGCAAUACAGUCAGGAUAGUGAAGUACAGCAUAACUUCGCCUGUGUAUCCGCAGGUGUCUUGUGAUAUGAUACAUAUUGCAAUACAGAGUUGUGAUACAAUAUAUAAAGAUAUAUUCCAAAACUGUUUCAACAAUAUAAUGUCAUUCAAGCCAUCAUUUUAAGGGGAAAAAUCAGGUGAUGCAAUACAAUAUGAUUUUAUUAUGACGUCAGUCCAGUAAGACUUUCAAUUCAAUUUCACACUCCAACAAUGAAUCAUUCGUACAAAACAAAUGUUACUACUAAGCACAUAACAAAUUAUUACAUUACAAAUAUCUGUAUAUUAAAUAUUGAUUUAGACAACUUAAAAUACCAUGACAAUGUCACACAAUCAGGUAAUGUGAUAUCAAUACAAUAUCACUCAAUCAAGUAUUGCAAUAUCUCAGCAAAAAUAUCAAUUCAAUAUCACUCAAUCAAGUAUUGCAAUAUUUCAGCAAAAAUAUCAAUACAAUAUCGCACAAUCAAAUAUUGUGAUAUUUGAGUAUAUUGAUAUUAUAUUCCACCCAUAGUACAACUACUGUGCUGUAAAGUGCUGCAGGAAACCCUGGACAGUAGUGUGCACAAAGUCCAAAACAAGGCAGCAGUGUCACAGAUUUCCAAACUUCCCAGGUUCUUCCCAGCAUCUUUAACCUUUCAGUCCCAUCACUUCAUGGUGAAUGUUAUAAUGUGAGCUGCUCGAUCUCAUGAAGCAGAAUUCAGGAUGACAAACUGCGCUGCUAUUGUUCUCUCUGCUCCCCCUGUGGUCAUUAAUGGUCCAGGCCAUGUAAUCCCACACCAGCAGCUAAUCCCCGUCCCACAC